GGCAACAGUGGACCCACAGGGUCUGAGUUCCAGUGGGAAUCUUUCAGCAACCAGCAAGGAGUCCGGGGACGGAGAGGGUAUGCCGGGUGUGCCGGGCCCUCCGGGGAUGCCUGGGAUGCUGAGCUUCCUGCCUCUGCCCUCCCCACUCCCAGACCUCCAGGGAAUCCAGCCAGACACCAGCCUCUUAGUCCCUGGGAAGGGCAGGGAAGAGCUCCUGCCAGAAGCCCCUCCACCUCCCUGCCCUCCAGCAGGAAGUGCAGCCCUGACCCAAACUCCUAAGGCUAUUUAAGAGACGCUUGCACCCAGCUGACCGCGGAAGUGUGUGCUGGUUCAAGGCCCAAUUAGAAAGAUGGGAGGCGAGCAGAGCCUGGGAGCUACUGGCCGCCCUGUCCUGGGAGCUCCUGAGGGGAUGCCAGAGGGCUCCACGAAUGGGGAAACGCUUCCGUCGCGUGCCCAGGCAGAGCUGCGCGCAGGGCAGAACCAACGGUCCCUCCCCCUAGAUUGGAAGCUCCAUGGGGUAGGGCCACAGGGCCGUCACCACUGCGGGCUGGCCUUUUGGGCGCUGCGCCGCCCGCACUCAAGAACGGUCGUCCUCCACGUGCCGCUGGCUGCAUCCCGAUCCCGCUUGCGUCAGGCAGGGCUCAGAGGUUCCCGGGGAUGCACCGACGAGUCAGCUUGUCCUCUGGAAGCCAAUGACUCUCCCCGGCGCCCCGUGGCCGAAGAGCUAGGUAUACCGCCGACUGGCCCCCGGCGACCGACGCCUUGCGGCCCUCGCCCUUCCUGCCCCCGGCGCUGCACGCCCUCCACGGCUUGGCCCGCGCGCUGCUCUUCCCGGCCUACUGGGCCCUGGACCAGCUGCUGGGUGGCUGAGGAGGGCGGCGGGCGGCGGGCGGCGGCGCUGCUGCUGCUCCUGCUGCUGCUGAUGGUCGGCCUGCCCCUGGCGCUACCCGGCCUGCUGCUCUGGCUGGCGCUGCAGGUUUGGCGCCGCCCCUUCUGCUACCGCCCCCCUCCGCUGUGCUGGGCGCCGCCCGCGCUCUGGCGCCCGACUGCCGAACCCGGGCCCUGCUCCGUCUUCCUCACAGCCAAUCCGUGCGGCUCCCCGACGGGCUACCGCGCUUCAGCAACCUACCGCACAGCCAGCGACCGGCCGAGGCCAUUGGCGCCGCUCUGCUGGCCAGCGCGCGGCCCGCGCUCCACAGGGCUACGGACUGCAGCCAGCCGUGGCCCAGGGCGCCGCGCAGGGCGCUGGUGGCCUCGCUGCCCGUGGGUCUGGACUUCGUGUGCCUGCAGGAGGUACUGGCCUACCCGGUGCAGCCCGCAGAGGGGGCAGAGGUUCGGCCGAGAAGGCGGAGGAAGCUGGGGCCGUCCGUGGUGUUGCUGGCGAGGCUGGGCAGCCUGGACGGGCACCGCAUCGUGGGAUUCUCGCACUGCACGCAUUUGCAAGCACUGGCUGAGGACGGGCCCUUGCGCAGCAAACAGCUGACGCUGCUGCUGGACUGAGCCGAGAAGUUUGGGGCCGAGAAGUUUGAGGCCGACAGAGAACAAAGUGGAGCGGUCGUGGCUUUCAGCGUGCUCCUGGGCGACCUAAACUUCGAUAACUGCUCGAAAGGUCCAGCAGGAGGAGAGGAGCCAGGAGGCCCGGCCCCACCCACCGCGUGCCCGCCUCUCUCUGCAGACCACCUGCUGGAGCAGGAACACGAGCUCUUCCGCUGCUUCCAGGAUCCCUGCCGGCUGGGCACGCACCAAAAGCAGCCCUGGGCCCUGGGUAUUGCGCUUAGGGGGAGGGUACCCCCACCGGCUGGGCACCCGCCAAGAGCAGCCCUGGGCCCUGGGUAUCGUGCUUAGGGGGAGGGUACCGGGGCGGGAAGUGGACCUGGGGAGCGCCGUCGGCCGAGGCUCCGGCUGAUGCCGCCCUCCCCCAGAUCCCCCAGGGACCGCGCUGAGCACCUCCGUGCUCCACCACUCCGUGGCCUCCUCCCCCAAGAUGCCGAGGCGGAGAGUGGCGACCUGGAGGUAGGCACUGCCCGCCCAAAGCGCGCAGAGGGGCCCUGGCCUUGAUGACACCGCCCCCACAACAGGGCCCUGGAGCAGGAGAAAGGGCGCCACCUCUACCUGGCCGGCCCUCCCUGCAGAAGCCGCCGAGCUAAGCCCUGGAGAGUUCGGCGCCUGGACUACAUCACGUACCGCGGAGUUCCCGGGUGGCUGGGCCUGCGGCACUGGGACGACCCUCAACCUGAGUCCCACCCCCAGAAGGUGGAGCAGGUGACAUUCAGUACCGCCCUGGCGGGGCUCACGGACCACCUGGCAGUGGGCCUGCAGCUCCGAGUCUCAGUGUCCUCCUAAGGCAAGCACAGGUGACAGGCGCGCGGCAGGCGCUCACAGACACGACUCAGAGCACGAACUAGGCGCGGUAGCCGCGUCCCCAGAACCGGACGACUUAAGGCAUCUUUAUUGCGGGAUUCUCACACGGCCUCCUGGGCCCGACGAUACUCAUAGACGCUGCCGUGCUCAGGAAAGGCCAGUGCUUGAGGGGGCGACCCCGGCGGUGGGGCGGGGUCCUCCGGGUCCCCAUAGCCACCGCCGCCAGGCGUGUGGAGGCAGAACACAUCCUGUUGGCGGCGGGGUGGGGGGGGGGGCAGGGGAGGGCUCAGUGCAGGCGUGGCCCCUCCCUGUCACCUGCGCAGUCCCCUCCCCACCGGGCAGCGUCCAUCACCCGCCCCCACGGACCACGGAGGCCGGGUACACGCCCCCUUUCCUUCCGGGGCCAAAUUAAACUCGGCCUCUGGUCAUGUCUACAACUGUUCCCCCUCUGUGGGAUGGGGCCGGGAGGGGAGGGGGACAGGACAGGCCGCGGCCCUUACCCCGGGGUA
Molecule: messenger RNA, 2870 nt
Organism: Symphalangus syndactylus (siamang)
Lineage: Eukaryota; Metazoa; Chordata; Mammalia; Primates; Hylobatidae
Source: RefSeq, a predicted model, not a curated record